Molecule: messenger RNA, 1722 nt
Organism: Trichoplusia ni (cabbage looper)
Lineage: Eukaryota; Metazoa; Arthropoda; Insecta; Lepidoptera; Noctuidae
Product: aldehyde dehydrogenase X, mitochondrial-like
Exons: 11
Coding region: 80-1546 (488 amino acids)
Molecular function (GO): aldehyde dehydrogenase (NAD+) activity
Source: RefSeq, a predicted model, not a curated record
UUAUCAGUUAGCUCGAAGCCGGCUUUGAGCUUUACCGUUCCAAGCAUUUAACGUAAACAGCUGAUAUUAACACUGAAAUAUGGUGAAGGUAGACGUCAAAUAUACCAAGUUGUUCAUCAACAAUGAUUGGGUGGACGCUGUCAGCAAGAAAACCUUCCCAACCAUCAACCCUCAAGAUGAGACAGUUAUCACAAACGUGGCAGAGGGAGAUAAGGCUGACAUAGACUUAGCAGUAGCAGCAGCAAAGAAAGCAUUUCACCGUCGUUCAGAAUGGCGUACAAUGGAUGCCUCGCAACGAGGCCUCCUAAUGCUCAAGCUGGCUGACCUGAUAGAAUCCCAAGCGAGGUAUCUAGCUGAACUGGAAACCCUCGACUGUGGCAAGCCAGUUAAGGAGGCAGAAGAAGAAGUUUAUUAUUCAACUACGGUCUUGAGAUAUUACGCCGGUAAAGCUGAUAAGAUUUGUGGGAACACUAUCCCUGCAGAUGGCGAAGUUUUAUCUUUUACGGUAAAGGAGCCGGUUGGAGUUUGCGGCCAAAUUAUUCCAUGGAACUACCCAAUACCUAUGAUGUCAUGGAAAAUAUCACCCGCUCUAGCUGCAGGUUGCACUAUAGUUCUAAAACCUGCUGAACAGACGCCACUGACAGCUCUGGCCGUGGCCGCCCUCAUCAAGGAGGCAGGGUUUCCCCCAGGAGUGGUCAACGUAGUCCCGGGGUACGGACCUACCGCGGGAGCAGCCCUCACUCAUCACCCUGAUGUUGAUAAGAUUGCUUUCACUGGAUCCACCGAGGUUGGCCGUUUAGUAAUGGCAGCAGCCGCCGCUAACAACCUAAAAAGAGUGACCCUGGAACUUGGUGGCAAGAGUCCACUAGUGGUGUUUAAUGAUGCUGAUGUUGAGAAGGCAGCUCAAACAGCCCAUGCGGCCGCUUUCGCCAACGGCGGCCAGUGCUGCUGCGCGGGCACUCGGACUUACGUACAGUCCGGGAUCUACGACCAGUUCGUUGAGAAGGCUGCCGAGAUCGCGACCAAGAGGUCCGUAGGCAAUCCCUUCGAUGACGUCCAGCAAGGACCUCAGAUUGACAAAGAAAUGUACUGUAGAGUCCUUGAAUACAUCACCGCUGGGAAGGAAGGUGGAGCGAAAUGCGUAGCUGGCGGCGACAAAGUAGACAGCAAAGGAUAUUAUAUCAAGCCAACUGUAUUCGCUGACGUCACAGAUAACAUGAAAAUUGCUAGAGAAGAGAUUUUCGGGCCAGUCCAAAGCAUCCUGAAGUUUGAUACCUUCGAGGAGGUAGUGGACAGAGCGAACGACACCAACUACGGUCUUGGAGCUGGUGUUAUCACAAAUGAUAUUACUACUGCGCUUAGUUUCGCUAAACAAGUCCGAGCUGGAUCCGUUUGGGUUAAUACUUAUGACCACACGACGAGUCAAACACCCUUCGGUGGUUUCAAAGACUCCGGUUUGGGAAGAGAGUUGGGAGAAGACGGAAUCAACCAGUAUGUAGAAACAAAAACGAUAACUGUCUCUUUACCGAAACAACCUCAAAUAUGAGGCACACAUAUUAUAUACGAAUCUAUGUAAAAUAAUAUAAAUUGUAAUGUCAAUAAUAUAUAAUAAUUUUUUAUCAUGAAAAUAUUAUAUUUGUACUAACUUUGUUAAGGCUGAAGUGGUUGUUGCAUAAUUGUAAUUAUUUUAUUAUCAUUUUUAAAUAUAAAUUAUUAAGAAUU